Coffea eugenioides is the source of this 1641-nucleotide messenger RNA. RefSeq lists its product as uncharacterized. NCBI's taxonomy places the organism in Eukaryota, Viridiplantae, Streptophyta, Magnoliopsida, Gentianales, Rubiaceae. The record is from RefSeq and is a predicted model, not a curated record. Bases 200 to 1108 code for a protein of 302 amino acids. The transcript is spliced from 3 exons.
ACAAACUCAAGUACCAUCUCGGACUCCUCCACCCAACCAAUUAAACCCCAUUUUCCAGGCCUUCUUCUCCUCCUUCCUCCGUUCCUGCAAACCCUAGCCCCAAAAAACACGCACAACACACAGUCCUCCUGCACCCCUGUUAUGUUGUACUCUAUGCCUUUCACAUAGUUCACUCCAGAAUCAUACAGAAAAAGAAGAAAUGGCAUUAAUAGGCGAUGCUUUGCGGCAAGCAUUCAUGCCCAAGUACGAGUACCAGAGUCUUCGCGAAGAAGACAAGGCCUGGCAUAAAUUACAACGUCCAUUAGCGUUAUUUUUGCUGGGUUUAAUUUCUGUUGUGAUUUUGAUUUCCACUAUUAUUAGCUUGAAUAUAGUUUUUCCGAUUGAUCCCUUGAACCGCCCGUUUUGUAAUGACCUAAGAAUUCAGCCUCUUCCGAUUAAUGUAACUUCCCCCGCGGCUGUUCAUGGCGGAAGUGGCGGUGGUGGGGAUUCGGAUCUUUUUCCUGGCGCGUUUUAUCUCACGGAUCAGGAGACUGUGGACUACUAUUGGAUGGUGGUGUUUGUCCCCUCGGCUUUUCUUUUCGGGGCUUCUGUAGUUUAUCUUCUUGCAGGAAUCAUUGUUGCUUAUACUGCUCCAGUAAGACAUGGAUGCUUGAGGGUUGUCGAGAAUAAUUACUGUGCUUCUAGAAGGGGUGGAGUGCGCUGUCUGUCCAUUUUAAAUCUUGCAUUUGCAAUCAUUUUUGGUCUCCUUGCUCUGUUUCUUGGUUCAACCCUUCUUACGCUGGGGAGCAGAUGCUCUGUGCCCUUGUUUUGGUGCUAUGAGACUGCAUCUUGGGGGCUUGUCAUUUUAUAUGGGGGAACUGCAUUCUUUUUAAGGAGAAAAGCUGCUGCAGUUCUUGAUGAAAGUAAUUUUACGGGGCAGAAUCUUGGUGUAGAAAUGCUUGAAGCACACCCACUUGAAGUCACACCUGAAGUGGAGAGACGUGUCAAUGAAGGUUUUAAGGCGUGGAUGGGCCCAUCUUUAUUAUCAUCUGAUGAGGAAGAUGAACCUGAUGACUAUCAGGAAGUUCCAAAUUUGUCAAGGACCAAUUCUGCCCGGCAAAGAGUGUAAAGAUGAUCUUUUACUAACACCAUUUUAACUUGGCCACUAUCCAGCAUGUGCCUGGAAAUUUUGGCACUGAUUGAGCAUCAUGGGAAUCCUAGUCUUUUUCCUGGAUGAUGUGCUCAAGCUAAUGGUACAGCAUCAAUGUUGACACGAGGUUGUCAUGCUGCUAAAGUAGUCGGUUUUUUGGUAAUACCCAUAGUUGUGUACAAAAUUAGCAAAGUUGUACAGACCUACUUGCUUUGAAUAUACAGAAAGAAAGCAUGUGUUUUAAUGUGCAGCUGUGUUAGCAGUGCUAGGCUUCUGUUUAGGGCUGAAUCAGCUCUAACUUGGCAAUUAUAAUGGAUAGUGUGCCCCUGGCAUUCUGGAAUGCCAGAGUUGCAAGGCUAAAUGGUAUUUAGAGGUUAGAACUGAUAACAGCUUUGCAAACUGGUAGUUUUCUCAUGUCAGUAUCAUGAUGUUGAGGUUUUUGUACUUCUACCAUAUGAUGCUUCUCUUCAAUGGGACAGUGGCCUAAGUGCAGGAAGGUCAAUGUUGCCGAA